Sciurus carolinensis (gray squirrel) is the source of this 697-nucleotide messenger RNA. RefSeq names its product S100 calcium binding protein A2 (gene S100a2). Gene Ontology annotation, cellular component: cytoplasm. The transcript has 3 exons. NCBI's taxonomy places the organism in Eukaryota, Metazoa, Chordata, Mammalia, Rodentia, Sciuridae. Gene Ontology annotation, molecular function: transition metal ion binding; calcium ion binding. Bases 157 to 450 code for a protein of 97 amino acids. Gene Ontology annotation, biological process: endothelial cell migration. The record is from RefSeq and is a predicted model, not a curated record.
CAGGAAGCCAGGCUUUGGGGAGAUCAGGUUAGAACAGGUCUGUUUCCUGAAAAUGCCAAGUCUGGGGCCAGUGAGACUGACAUAUAAAUCCCCACCCUGAGUGCCUGGCCACUUUGUUCCUUUCCUGGGUCUCUCUGCCACCUGAUCUGGUCCAAGAUGUCCAGUCCCCUGGAGCAGGCUCUGGAGGUGAUGAUCGAUACCUUCCACAAGUACUCUGGCCAAGAGGGCGACAAGUUCAAGCUGAGUAAAGGGGAGAUGAAGGAACUUCUGCAUAAGGAGCUGCCCAGCUUUGUAGGGGAGAAGGUGGACGAGGAGGGGCUGAAGAAGCUGAUGGGCAACCUUGAUGAGAACAGCGACCAGCAGGUGGACUUCCAGGAGUAUGCUGUUUUUCUGGCCCUUAUCGCUAUCAUGUGCAAUGACUUCUUCCAGGGCUACCCAGACCGACCCUGAGGCAGAACUCUUGACUUCUGACCAUGAAUCUCCUGGGCCCAGGAGGACUCUCCAUCCCUUUUAAGUUUUUGUUUGCUGAUAAUACUGUAACUGCUCGGUGAUGCCUGGUAGCCCGGCUGGUUCAGUUGCAGUGCUGGGAACUGAGGGCCUGGAUUCCACCUGCUUCUCCACCUUGAUUGUCUAGGUCAGAGCUGUGCCUUGGCCCUAGUUUUGGGAUUUCAGAAACUAAUAAAAAUCUGGAAAUCGA